Dentiscutata erythropus is the source of this 312-nucleotide messenger RNA. The record is from the annotation of a GenBank genome assembly. NCBI's taxonomy places the organism in Eukaryota, Fungi, Glomeromycota, Glomeromycetes, Diversisporales, Gigasporaceae.
AUGAAAUACAACAUAGAUAUUCACCGACUUCCUACAGAUUUGAAAGCAUUGUCACCUCAAUAUGUGGUUUCAGAAGCACUUAUAUACCGCGUCGUGCUUAGUCGAGAAGAAGCUGAUGCGUUUUUAACAGUAGUUCGAAGAGGAAAUUUUGAUUUUGGAAUUCUUGUUGGGGUCUUGGAACAAAAAAUUGCAAAAGUGGCAUAUGAUGCGGCUGAUGAUUCAGGAGGCGAUAUUAUUGUUACUUUGUAUACUAGAAUGUGUCAAGAUAUUAAGAGGUUGAUCGCUGAUAUUUACGAUAAUAUCGCAUCCUGA